CAUGACAAAUGUGCAUGGUGUUCCGGUGGUUUUGGAAGAUGCAAUCAUCGACCUUACUGAUGUCAAAGAGCCUCCUCAAGGCGACAAAAAGGCCGGUAAAUCCAAGGUGAUAGAUGUCCUCGGUGAUGACGACAUGGAAGAGGCAAUAGUGGCCGGAGAAGACCAGGCCGAAACUCAGGCUCUUUACCCAAACCCUAGUUCCCUUUUCCCGAAGGUAACAUUCACGGUAAGGAGCCUCACUGAAAAUGAUCCUGGAGUUGAGUUUAGCCUUAGGGUUAAUGAAAGUUUCGAGCAGGUUUACUACAAGUAUGCUGCUAGGGUGGACUGCUUGCCGGAUGAUAUUACUAUUAAGAAGGCUGGUGCUAUAAUUGUUGGUAGUGAGACACUGGAACGGGCUGGGAUUCACACCGGAGCCAAGUUCUUUGUUGUCGGACGGGUAAAGUAGAAAUAUGUACAGUGAAGAUCAUGGUUUCAUAUUUAAUGAUGAGGAUAAUAUGGACGUUCAUACAAAAGUCAUCUACCUUCGAGAGGUCCGAACCCGUCCAAUGUAUAAGAAGGUGAUAAUCCGGAUGGAUGCGUAUCUUGAGAAGCUAUUUCAAAUCUGGAGUGAGGAAGUCGAUGUGAAUCGUGACUACAUAACAAUGAUCCAUGAAAACAGGGAGGUUACUCCAAUUCAUACCGUUCGAGGUGCGAGUAUUAGGAAUGGACACGAAGUGUUUUGUUUCCCCAAAAUCUGAUCUGUGACCGAAAAGGGAGUAAGAGAGAUUGUUUUUGUCCUUGUCAAGACAAGUGAAUUGAUAUUGAUAAUGAACUUCAAUUCCAAGUUGUUGUGAUAUAGUAGGUACUUUGGGCUUCCCAUAUGCUUUCGAUUAGUUGAUCUAGAGGAUAACAAUGUAUUUUGUAGGACUUUAAAUACCCAGUUCAAGUGGGCAUGAUGAUCAACUUUAAUGAAUCUUGUAAUAUAUUUGGUUGUUGGAAUGAAUGUUGUGAUAUAUUUGGUUGUUGGGAAUGAAAUGUUAUCUUUCAUGUCUAAUCAUAAUAUUUGGUG
This is a messenger RNA of Chenopodium quinoa (quinoa), 1048 nucleotides long. RefSeq lists its product as uncharacterized. The transcript is spliced from 2 exons. NCBI's taxonomy places the organism in Eukaryota, Viridiplantae, Streptophyta, Magnoliopsida, Caryophyllales, Amaranthaceae. The coding region runs from base 2 to 445 and encodes 147 amino acids. The record is from RefSeq and is a predicted model, not a curated record.